Messenger RNA from Rotaria socialis, 1446 nucleotides. Lineage: Eukaryota; Metazoa; Rotifera; Eurotatoria; Philodinida; Philodinidae. The record is from the annotation of a GenBank genome assembly.
AUGGACAACCCACAAGCACCAAGUACACCAAAUACACCAGAAAGACCGGCACGUCGUCAUACAAUCGAUGUCAAUAUACUAUCAACAACGCCUCGCUAUGAUUUCAUUCUACCAUCAUACAGUAGAAAUCGUCGUGUCUCAUCAAUAAUAACAACUCUACCACCGGGAAUUGCCCUGUAUGAUGGUUCUACUAAUGUUAGCAUCCCAAUUCCUGAACAAAAUCAAAUAUCAGAAGAAACAGCUAGUAAUACGAAGGAAAGUAAUAGUCGAUUUUCAUUGGAACAAAUGAUAUCCUACAGACAUGGUCAGCAUGUUGCAGAUAAAGCAUUGUCACGUCCAGUUAGAAAAUUUUAUGCAAGACAAGAUGAAAUCAUAGAUCACUAUUCAAAUAUACAGGAACGACAUGAAACUGGUGGUACAUCACACGAUGCACGUGCUGAACGACAUAAACGAUGGACGCUUAUACUUAUUAAAACAACGCUAUUUUCCAACAUUUUUCUUGUAAUAGGAAAAAUAUUUUCUGCUAUCAUUUCAAAGUCAUUAUCAAUUGCAUCAUCGGCGAUCGAUAGUACCAUUGAUUUAAUGUUGAAUUUUGCUAUUUGGUGGGCGGCCAGAGCUAUAAGAAAACGAAAUCCACAGCUUUAUCCUCAAGGACGAACUCGUCUUGAACCUAUCAUCAUUAUUAUACUAAGUAUUGUUAUGUGUGCUGCUAGUUUUCAAGUUAUUUUUGAAGGCGUUCGUUCAGUUAUCGAGGAUGUAAGCUACUUUCGAAAUGUUAGUGGUUAUGCAUAUGAAAAACCGCCGGUUGAUAUUAAUCCUGCAGCAAUUGCAAUAAUGUGUGUAACAAUUGUCAUUAAAAUUAUAUUGUCUGUAUUGUGCUACCAAAUUUCAACACCUACAAUGUCAGCACUGGCUGCGGAUCAUCGAAAUGAUGUAGUUGCAACUGUUGUUGCAUUGGUAUUUGGAAUCAUUGGUUCCAAAGCAAUAGACGGUGAAAUCAAACCAAGAGAAUUAUCGGUUAUUGAUCCUGUUGGCGCUAUAGUAAUCAGUUUAUACAUCAUUGUUUGCUGGAUUCCUCAAGUUCGUCUUCAUAUUCGUAAUCUAACUGGUUAUACAGCUCCAUAUCAAUUUCUUCAACAAUUAACUUGGAUAGCAUUUCAUCAUUCGUCACUGGUGCGUAAAAUAGAUACAGUACGAGCAUAUCAUUUUGGUACGCAUUUUCUUGUCGAAAUCGAUGUUCUUCUUCCUGAUGACCUACGUCUUUGUGAAGCAGUUAAUGUUGGUAUUGGCCUUGAACAAAAAAUAGAAGCAUUGCCAGAUGUUGAGCGGGCUUUUGUUCAUUUAAAUUAUGAACCUACGAAUGUUGCUGAUCAACCUAAUACUACCGAAGAACAAGAUGGCCAAUCAGCUGCUGCCAUCAGUCGGCGUCAUCAUAAAGUUGUUUGA